This is a messenger RNA of Penicillium macrosclerotiorum, 2430 nucleotides long. Its product is annotated as peptidase family M20/M25/M40 protein. The record is from RefSeq and is a predicted model, not a curated record. The transcript has a single exon. Bases 1 to 2430 code for a protein of 809 amino acids. Lineage: Eukaryota; Fungi; Ascomycota; Eurotiomycetes; Eurotiales; Aspergillaceae.
AUGUCUUCCUCCAUGCCCAUGAGUCCCGGCCAGCCGUCGCCCUCGUUCGGCGAACGCAGAGGUCACCGGCUGGCGCCAUUACAGACCAAUUUCAGCCGUCCGACGGCCGCGACCGUGAAAGCGCAGCCGUCGCGAUUGCAGCGUCCUCGCCCAUCAGAUUAUUCCACCACCAAUGGCCAGGAGGGGCCGGUUCCUCUCCAGAGCCCGGUAAAGCGACAAUCCUCCAAAUCCAGCCUGCGCAAUCUCUUCACCCGCGAAAAGACCACGCGCAUCGCCGUGGCCCCCGAUAGCAAAUUGGCCGAAAUUGAGGAAUCCCAACCACCCAAGAACCUCCCCACGGCCGAAACUCCUGCCAUCCAAGAAAUACCAUUAUCGCCCUCCUUGAACAGCCCGCAUACCACGGGCUCGACCCCAACCUUGACGUCCCCUACCACCCCACGGGCCCGCGCAACGCUGAAAACGACGAGAUCCAGACCCAGCGAGCCCAAGCCGCCUUCUCAAGAACAAUAUGGCUGGAAGCCCCCACCGCUGUUCCAAGUAUACCCACAAUCGACUAAACAUGAGUGUCUCUCGAUACCAGCCAUGUCUGCAGAGUCAAUUCUGCGUCUUUACGCGACAAGUGGGAAGGCUGACCUCGUGCAAGACGAGGUGGCUGAUGGAGCUAGGAAGAAGAGAGAGCAGAAGGAGCGCAAACACCUACGAACGCUCUCUGGGACCAUCAACAAAGUCGAAUGGAUAAACAAAAUAUACGUCCUUGCCACCGCGGGAUUUAUCCUGCAAUAUGCCGGCGAGGGCAAGAAUGAUCGCCUACCGGAGAAGAUGCUGCAAUUGGGUCCCCAGUCCGUGGCAUUCGCUAGCGACGCCAUUCCCGGGAAACAUUGGGUGCUACAAGUUUCCCAAAGCUCGGCGACGGAUAGUGGCUCGGCAUCUACCGAAUUGCCGAAGGCCCGAUUCUCGCGCUUCGGAUUUCAUCGAUCUAACGCGCGGCGCAUGGCAAGCAGUUUUCUCUUAGUGUUCGACAAUCCUGAUUCCAUGAUUUCCUGGCUCAUGGCAGUCCGGGCGGAAAUUGAGGCUCGUGGCGGUCCCAAAUUUACUGCGGAAAAGCACUCCGAUGACGACCUGGGGCCCCAACUUAGAAGUAAAUCAAGUGUUCGGAAUAUUGUUAAGAAGGAUCCCCACCGCAUUUCGAGCCUGUUUCUUCAACCUCAGGGUCUCCGAUCGCCUGAUGAAGAGGAAGACGGGCAGUCGGUUGGUGGGUUGACUUGGCAAUCCCGAAGGAGCUCCUAUGUGUCGAUGAACCGCCGCUCUGUCAUUGACUCUCGCUCUGGGUCUGUCUCUACUGGAUGGACGGAGGCUACCCCUCCUCUGAACGGCUCUGAUAUCCGCACAUCUUCGUUCACUUCCUUGAAUCCUCAAUCACCUCCCCAAGGCAGUGGGCCGCUUCAAGAUGAGUCUCCGGCAAAGGAUGUGGAUUCUACAUCUACUCGCAGCCCCCCUCCUUCCAGCCAUGACAGUAUCAAGCGGCAGUCCCUGUACAUGUCUACACCGUCGGAUAUCCCUGUCCCUCCCCUUGCGGAGGCUUUUCAACCAGCCCAAUCACCACCCACUGUCCCCGACUCGGUGAUCCGCUGCGCCUCUCCGCCGGCCCCCAAUUUUAGCGUCCCUUCGUUCAGCAAAAAAUUCACGUCGAGGCCAGGGCCUCCUCCAUCCACUCAAGCUUCUUCGCCCCCAUCUGUAGCUGGCGUUCUGCGGCGCGGGGAGAGCACAGGGACGUUCAGCAUAUCUAGCAUUUCUUCCCCUCAGCAAUCGCCGACUUACAGCGUUGCCAGCUCACGCUAUACUGAUUCAUCCGAACAAGUGGUGUUACGAGACAGUAACGGUCGACGCAUCUUGCGACCAUCGAUGUCUGAAGAUGCUCUGACCCGGACCAUACGUCCGGCUCAAAGUCCUCCCAACUUUUCUCGCGUACCACGUGCCACGCUCUCUGAAACUAGUCCCCCGCCGUCUCGACCUCUUAGCUUAGUUGGUCGUCCUGGAUUAGGUAUCCAGAUGAACAGCGAAUCGCAGAUUCAGACCGUUCCUGGUGCCGAACCGGUCCCGGUUCUGCGCAAUCGUGUAUCGGCGUUCCAUAUGGACCAAACGCUCCAGCACAUGGCUCGCCGCAAGAGCAUGCCGGGGUUGACGAUUGGCCCUCCAGUCGCACCUCCACCCAACUGCCCACUUCCCAAAAUCCCUUCUCCGAUUGCCGUGCAAGAUUCUCCAUCAUUGUCUGUGUCUGAAAACUCUCCAGGGGACCGAUUCUAUAAAUCGCAGUCGAUUCGCGAUCACGUCCAAGAUCGACGGCGAAGUGGUCUUCAUUCGGAGAUACCUGCGCCAAGCAGUGGCAAACUAUCAAAACUCGCUGCGCGCCAAUCCAGGAUGAUCCAAUGA